AUGGCCUCCAACUCGGAGGAAGACCUCUUGUGUCCCGUUUGCCAGGAAAUUUUCAAAGACCCGGUCGUCCUGUCGUGCAGCCACAGCUUCUGCCGGGCCUGCCUCCAGAAGUGUCCGUGCUGCCAGAGGAAGUCAUCGAGGACCGACCCUCCUCGCAACCUGGCACUGAAGAACCUGUGCGAGGCCUUUCUGAGGGACGGGGAGCGGCGGGCGGCAGCAGGGUCUGAGCACAUGUGCAGCCUGCAUGGUGAGAAGCUCCAGCUCUUCUGUCUGGACCACCAGGAGCUGAUCUGCUUGGUCUGCCGGGACUCCAGGACUCACAGCAACCACCGGUUCAGACCCAUCGACGAGGCAGCCCAGGAUAUCCGCCAGGAGCUGCAGAGAGACCUGACACCCCUCUGGGAGAAGCUGACGAUCUUCCAGCAGGUGACGGGGGACUGCAUCUACACGGCAGACUACCUCCCGGUCCAGGCCCGGGAAACCGAGAAUAAAAUCCGGCAGGAGUUUCAGACGCUUCACCAGUUCCUGGAUCAGGAAGAAAAAGCCAGGGUGGAGGCACUGUGGGAGGAGGAGGAGCAGAAGAGUCGGGCGAUGAAGGAGAAGGUGGAGGCUCUGACCCGGGACAUGGACGCUCUUUCAGACACGAUCAGAGCGACGGAGACGGAGCUGAGAGCCGGAGACGUUUCGCUGCUGCUCAACCGCGAGGUGGCGACCGGGAGGGUGAGGCAGGGCCCGGUUCUGCAGGACCCGGAGCCGGUUCCAGGGGCUUUAAUAGAUGUGGCCAAACAUCUGGGCAACCUGACCUUCAACAUCUGGAAUAAGAUGAAGAACAUGUUGGGCUACAGUCCCGUGAUCCUGGAUCCAAACACCGCCGACCCAGAGCUCCUCGUGUCUGACGACCUGCUGAACGUCAAAUUCGUGGGGUUGCGAGAUCUGCCGAGCAACCCAGAGAGGACCAGGUUCCCCGGCACCAUCCUGGGCUCUGAGGGGGUGAAGUCAGGGAUUCAUACUUGGAUAGUGGAUGUUGGAGGCAACGCAGACUGGGAGGUGGGAAUACUGGAAGCCGAUGGUGGCGACACAACGGAACUGCGGCGGUGGAGGAUUUCACUCAACGACGGUAGAUACAAGGCGUUGGCUGGAUCGGGCUCGGCGCAAGACCUGCAGGUGGGGGAGCCCCACAAGAUCAUAGUUCAUCUGGACUUCGAGGAGGGGGAGCUGUCGUUCUUGGAUCUUGAAACAGAACCAGUCAUGCACACCUUCACGCACACGUUCACGGGUGUGAUGUUUCCUUACGUGUACACCCGGAGCUCAGACCCACUGGAGAUCCUGACAUUCAAGGCUUCCGUGACAAUACCAAGUUGGGCAGGUCAGGUGCCGGGACCAGACCCUGAACCCUGA
This is a messenger RNA of Cololabis saira (Pacific saury), 1398 nucleotides long. Its product is annotated as E3 ubiquitin-protein ligase TRIM35-like. The transcript has a single exon. The record is from RefSeq and is a predicted model, not a curated record. Gene Ontology annotation, molecular function: protein binding; zinc ion binding. The coding region runs from base 1 to 1398 and encodes 465 amino acids. Lineage: Eukaryota; Metazoa; Chordata; Actinopteri; Beloniformes; Belonidae.